Molecule: messenger RNA, 222 nt
Organism: Adineta steineri
Lineage: Eukaryota; Metazoa; Rotifera; Eurotatoria; Adinetida; Adinetidae
Source: the annotation of a GenBank genome assembly
AUGGCAUCUACAAAUUCCGCAUCAGCUUUAGCUGAACAAAAUGCUGAAGAUACUUAUGAACAAUAUGAAAAAUAUUUAAACGCUGGAAGUGGCGGUAAACAACGUAGUAAAGUUGAAGUUCAAUUAAACUCUCAACAUCAUGAUGCUGGUGGUGAUACAAGAAAGAUUGUAAAUGCCAUGGCUAAUAAUGAAAAAAAUCAAAAACAACAUGAAAAGAAAUAA